Funneliformis geosporum is the source of this 1992-nucleotide messenger RNA. NCBI's taxonomy places the organism in Eukaryota, Fungi, Glomeromycota, Glomeromycetes, Glomerales, Glomeraceae. The record is from the annotation of a GenBank genome assembly.
AUGGAAUAUACAGGAAUGUAUAAUGAUGAUUUUGUUUCAAUCAACUACUUAGAUAUUCCACCAAAUUCUUCAACAAAUUCUUCCUACUUAUCCUCUACUAAUAAUCCACACAUUACGACCGUCACACCGUUAUCAUCACCACCAUCCUCCUUAUUGUCUCCCACCAUUCCAAUCCCCUCUUCUACAACUUCUACCACAUUAUUUGAUAAGAUUAAAUCUUUUAAAACUUCUUAUAACAAUCAAAGAAGGAACACUUUGCAAUUCUCAAUAUGUAAGAAAUCGGGAUGUAACAAUCGUUUGAUCAUUGACGAUAGUAAAACCAUGGGUUAUUGUAGCAUGAUGUGUCAAUUAAAUGAUUGGUCUCAACCUUCUACCUUGACUGAUUCAAUUAAUGAUGACUGCGGAUUGGGUGAGGAAAGUCAAUUGAACCUUGGAGGAAAUAACGAAUUAAGUGGGAUGAAUGCCGGUAAUAGGUUUAGCGGUAUCAAUUUCACGAAUUUCGGUGCGACAAAAAGGGAGAAUGAUAAUGGUACGAAUAUUAAUAAUCAGCAAAAUUAUUUUGCCUUAAAUAAUAGCGGUCCCGAUAGAACUGUUCAACCACAACAACCAUUGAGUUUUGAUCAUACAUCAGAAUUUAUUAUAAUGACAACAUGCUCGACUUGUUCGUUAUUAAAUGAUUCUAGAUCUAUUAUGUGCAUAUUUUGCCAUAAUCCAUUAUCAACACAAGAGUUAAAUAUUCCUUAUCUAAACGACGAUUUUAACGAACCAGUUCAUCAACCUCAUUCACUUCCAUCCCAACCGCAAAUACAACAGCAGUUACAACAUCAAAUACAACAACAAUCACAACCACCACCACAACCAAAACCACAACCACCUAUUCAACAACAAUUGCCAUUUCCUCGACUUCAUUCGCAUCCUUCCCAACCACUAAUACAACAACAUUUAGAACAACUGCAAAUAUUACAAUUACAAAUUCAACGACAGUUACGACCACCAAAUAAACAACAAUUUCAACGACAGUUACAACCACAAUUUCCAUUCCAACCACAAACGCAAGAACAGCUGGUACAACAUUUGCAAAUGCAACAAAAUGUUCAACUGCAAAUGCAACAACAACAACAAAUUCAAUCACAAGUGCAACAAUCGCAAGUGCAACAACCGCCGUUACAACCUAAACGACAAUUACGACCACAUGCACUACAUGCACUACUACGUAGAAAUAAACUACAAAAUUUACAAUUACAACAAAAAUUAUUACAACAACGAUCGAAACAACCAAAAUUAAAACGAUUACAAUCUACAUCACAUCUACAAGCAAUACCGCAAUCGCAACCACAACCACAGUUAUUAAGUAAUUUUUCUAUUCCGACAUCAAUUCCUUCCUCCCCCGCGUCCGAUCCAACCAAUAAAUGCGUAUUAUCAAAAACUAAAUUAAAAGUUCUUUUCGAGGGAGAUGCAGAAUAUAACCAAAUACGGGAUUAUUUUUAUAAUGGCUUACCUCACGCUAAUAUACAUUCUAUAAUUCAAUUACAAAUGCCUACUAAAUUAAUUAAUGCUCAUGCACGAUAUAAACAUAAUUUAUUAUUAAAUAAUUUAUCGACAACACAAGAUGACAGUUUGGAUAUGUUUACUAAUAGAAUGUUUCAUGGUACCAAAAUUAGUUGUAAUCCUAAACGGCUCAUUAAUGGACAUAAUAGUUAUUGCAUGUUUAACUGUGGUAUGUGCGGUAUAUUACAAAAUGGCAAUCAAAGAAAAUAUAGUAGAUUUAAUGGAAGAAUGUGGUUUGCUAAUAGUUCGGCUAUUUCACUGGGAUAUUGUAAUUUAUCAACUUCCAGAACCAUAUUUAAUUGUACACCUUUUGCUUCCAAAAGUUCUUUAUUGGCCAUGUUUGUUGUCGAUGUUGUUUCUUAUAAUUCUAGUGAUAUUAUCAUCGUUGAUAAAGAUGAGGCUACGCUACCUAGAUAUUUGAUAUUAUUUGAAAUCGGAUGUUAA